AUGCGCGCGCACGGACGCCGCGCGCGCGACUGUGACGCGUCGGCGUUCGCGGUGUGUAGCACUAGCGGCGACGUACUGAAGGAACCGCACUCCGCGGACGUCGACGCUUUGCGAGGAAUGCUCGUCCCGAUCGAGCUGACGCUGCGCGAACACCCGAACGAUGAGAACGGUGUGACUGACGCCGUCGACGCGACGCCGAGCGCCGGGGCGACGUCGAGCGAGCCGAGCGAGCCGGAGCGGAAGUUUUUCGGAGACAAAGUGUCGCACUGGUCAGAUUUCGACGCCCCGGGAACGCUGACGUGCGCGUUUAGCGUCGAGAGCGGGGAUGAUACGGACCGUGAUGUCACGGCGGAAGCAUUCUUUACGUGUGACGUCGCGCUGGCGCGAUCGCGCGCGCAGUUGACGCGUGGAGGCGUGGUGGCGCGGUGCGAGACGGCAAGCACGUCGCUUGGCUCUUGUGGACGACGGUUCGAGGUGACGUGCGCAUUCGAUGGCAUCGACACGAGUGCGUGCGUGGCGCACGACGUGAUAAACGUUGGAGCGUUCGAGGUGGUAGUGCGCUCGACGGAUGGGACGGAGGCGGGACGCGGUGCGCUGCUGGCUCGCGUCGAGAGAGACGAAACUGGAAAAGCCAAGCGUUUGGUGCAACCGUACGAGGCCUCGUUCGAUGCGUGA
This is a messenger RNA of Ostreococcus tauri, 675 nucleotides long. Its product is annotated as unnamed product. NCBI's taxonomy places the organism in Eukaryota, Viridiplantae, Chlorophyta, Mamiellophyceae, Mamiellales, Bathycoccaceae. The transcript has a single exon. The record is from RefSeq and is a predicted model, not a curated record. Bases 1 to 675 code for a protein of 224 amino acids.